This is a messenger RNA of Linum tenue, 318 nucleotides long. NCBI's taxonomy places the organism in Eukaryota, Viridiplantae, Streptophyta, Magnoliopsida, Malpighiales, Linaceae. The record is from the annotation of a GenBank genome assembly.
AUGGGAUCUCGCAGAAUCAAGAGCGGAUUAACGGCAGUGGUAGUGUUGAUCCUCCUAGUUCUUGCGUCACAAGAUUCAGCAUCAGCUAGGAUACUCUGUGGUUCUGUUUCAAGUAGCAGUGCGGCGGCGCAAGAGAUCAACGGCGAUGCGGCCAUGACGUUAUCUCCCGGCACCGGGGAAGGAGAGCACGUCGUAUUGGGGACGGGGAGGAAGGAGAAGUACUACUACUACGAGUCGUCGCUGUUGCUUAAUGUUCUGCCUAAGGGUAGUCGGGGGCCAUCGGGACCCAGCAGACGGACCAACGACCUCCUCCAUUAA